Ilex paraguariensis (yerba mate) is the source of this 1184-nucleotide messenger RNA. NCBI's taxonomy places the organism in Eukaryota, Viridiplantae, Streptophyta, Magnoliopsida, Aquifoliales, Aquifoliaceae. The record is from the annotation of a GenBank genome assembly.
UUUUGUUUUGAGGCAUUUUUCAACAUAAUGUCUUGGGAGCUUUGAGCAUCAAGCUAUAUUAUGAUUCUGCUAUUUCUGACUUUGGUAUAUUUAUGAAUCUUGUAGGUACAUCCAUGUCCUGCCCACAUAUCAGUGGGUUAGCAGCAUUGCUCAAAGCAGCCCAUCCGGAUUGGAGCCCAAGUGCAAUCAAAUCCGCGCUCAUGACUACUGCCUACACACACGACAACACCAAAUCCCCACUUCGUGAUGCUGCAGAGGGUGCAUUUUCUACCCCAUGGGCUCACGGAGCAGGCCAUGUCGACCCACGCAAGGCCCUCUCUCCAGGCCUUGUAUACGACUGCACAGCAACGGACUACAUUGCAUUCCUCUGCUCAUUGAACUACACCAUUGAGCAUUUACAAGCCAUUGUUAAGCGCCCAAACAUCACAUGUUCCAGAAAAUUAGCUGAUCCUGGCCAACUCAACUAUCCUUCAUUCUCAGUCCUGUUUGGGAAGUCAAGGGUUGUACGAUACACCCGUGUAUUGACGAAUGUGGGUGCUGCAGGUUCUGUCUAUCGCGUGGCAAUUGAUGCACCCCCAACAGUUGUGGUGACAGUGAAGCCAACAAGGCUGGCUUUUGGAAAUGUAGGGGAUAAGCAGCGGUAUACUGUGACUUUUGUAUCAAAGAAGGGUGCAGAUGAGACUACUAGCGAUGCAUUUGGCUCAAUUGCCUGGAACAACGCCCAAAACCAAGUCAAGAGUCCAGUUGCUUUUUCCUGGACACGGUGAUUAGCUUAGCAUGGUUAUAUUUAUGAGCUUACUUGAUGUUGAAGACAGCUCGAAUGACUCUGAUCCCAUUGGAGAACUUGCAGACAGGAAGACGGAUGAGAAAGGGAGGAAAAUCCCUCUGCAAGUAAAAUUGUUUACCGGUAAACUUAAGGAAUAGAAUUAAGCGUAGCCAUGCUAGUAUUAACGACGUGUUGGGUUGCAAGUGAAAAUUAAAGUGAAUUUCUACCCAACUUAAAUGACAACUUAGCUCCACAUUUACCUUGUUGGAUCCAUGGCAUCUCACAUUCUUAAAGGAGAUCUUCCAAAAUUUUGCUAGUCAUGGGUUAUUUCUUGGCUUCGUAUUGCUGAACACCAUCCAAUGUGCUUAAUUAAACCACAAGGCAUACUGAAUUUCUAGCACAUAUGAUUAAUUAUGAC